GCUUCACAUCACCGAUCCAUAUAAAGUCGGGACUUACACUGUGAAACCUCGAGCUAUCAUCGGCGCCCCUUGUUCGGCAGCCACCACCACCAGCGUCACCCAUCAUGAAGCCCAUCGCCUUGAGCGCACUCUUCACCGCCGCGGCCGCCGUCGCCGUGCCGGGUGAACAUGAGUCCAAGCCAUCGCAGCCGUCCAGGCCGCGGAUUCCAACCUCGUACGAGUCUGCCGUCAUGGCGCGGCGCAUCCUCGCGCUCACUCCCCUCGGCACUCUGGCCACCAUCUUCCCGGCCGCCAACUCAUCUUCCAUCAUGACCGAAGAAGAAAAGAGAAACCCAAAGCUGCAGGAGAACCGACCCGCCGAGGUGGCCGGCAUGCCCCACGGUUUGAUGGAGUACAUUUCCGACUGCGAGUAUGCAACCAACGACGUCGGCAACCCGACGCUACUAGCCAUCAGCAUCGAGACCUCGUUCAAGAACAUUGCCGCCGGUAGCAAUGUUUCGUUGGCAGUGCAGUGGACCCCUCCUCCCCCUCCUCCUCCUCAUCAUCGUUGGCCUCCUCAUGGCCCUCCUCCACAUGGGCCCAAGAAGCCUCCUCAUGGCCCUCCUCCACAUGGGCCCAAGAAGCCUCCUCACCAUGGUGAUGAUGACCAUGAUGAGGACCACGACCACAAAAAACAUAAAGAUCACAAAGACCCUAAAGAUGAAAAGCACCACAAAGACAAAAAGCACAAAGACCACAAGAAGAAGCGCCCUCACCACCCUCCCCCUCCCCCUCCUCCUCCUCGCCGCCGCCGCCCUUUCUCCCCCGCUGCCCUCCCACGCUUCUCCCUCCUAGGCUACGUUGAAAAGAUCGAAGGCGGCGACGACCGCAGCCAGGAAGGUUCCAUCGGCGCGCAACUCGCCUCGUGCUUCACCAAGGUCCACCCGGACGCCAAGUGGUGGCUCCCGGGCAACCGGAUCCACGAGUCGCACUUUGUCCGGCUGGUGGUGACGCACGUGUACUGGAUUGGCGGGUUCGGCGAUCGCGCUUAUAUUGGCUGGAUCCCUGUUGAUGAGUGGAAGAGGGUGACAAAGGAGGAGUGGGAAGGGAUCAGGUUGCCGGGGGAGUGGGAGGGGCAUCACGGUAGACCUCAUCAUCCUCCUCCGAAGCAUGAGAAGCCUGAGGAUGGCGGUGAUGAGGGAAGUGACAGUGAUGGCGAGGAUGAGGGCGAGAAACAGCAGCAGCAGCAGCAGCAGCAAGCUGAGAAGGAAAAGGGGUGGGUGGUUGUUCAGGAUGGAAAGAAUGAAGGUUAUGGCGUGGAGGAGGAUCUCUAAGAUGGGUUGACGCAACUGAACAAUUUGGUGAACUGAAAGUACGUUUUACUAUUAUAAUUGAUACCAUGCUGGGAUGCAUGGUAGACGGGCGUGCGUUUUCUUGGAUAUCAUUUAUUUGCUCUAUAUCAUGCUUCUAUCCACGCCAGGCGUUCUGCGUGUACUACCAGCCUGUGCAUACCUACCCAACAGCUAGAAUAUUCAAUUUCGAGUUACAAUCUAAUGCCGGUUUGUUUG
Molecule: messenger RNA, 1547 nt
Organism: Neurospora tetrasperma FGSC 2508
Lineage: Eukaryota; Fungi; Ascomycota; Sordariomycetes; Sordariales; Sordariaceae
Exons: 1
Coding region: 105-1313 (402 amino acids)
Source: RefSeq, a predicted model, not a curated record